GGACGUAGAGAUUCCUUUCCGCCGUCCUUCCGUCCCUAGGGCUGCUGCUAAUCCGCCCGCCGGCAACCAGGACCCCAGGCUGGCUGAACGCCCGCACCCAUCUCGCGCCCCAGGGCCCGCUACGCGCCUGGCAUAAUGGGAAAAAAAUCACCACGGAAAGGUCCAGCCCCUCACCAUGCAGACGGGAAGCUCGGCCGCACGUGUAAGGACCCUUACGCCCCUUGGGGUUUCACCCCCGCUUCGCUGGUUCCAAAAGCCUGGGUCGGGCCUCCUUGUCCUGUGGGGGCCUCUCAGCCGCAAAAACACAGGCCCGAGCCCGCGGGCCUCCCCACGGCCGUGCUAGGCGCCGCUCUGCCCCCAGCACUGCGCCUGCGGGACACCUGGCUCACUUUUCCAUUCGGAUGAUGUCCCUGUACUUCGUGGCUGCAGGCUCCUCAAGCCCCAGGUCUGUGCGGGGACGAGCAAAGCAGCAGAAUAUCCACACAUCUUUCUGGAGCACCCAUUUUACUACCAGAGUUGGAAGGAACGAAGUUAAGUAAUUUCCAAGAAUCAUCUCCCCUGCCCCACAAACGUGAAAGAAAAGACAAGGGAAGCACCCAAGAAGAGGAGGGGAGAAGUGCCCCAGAAAAAGUCAUCCAGUCUCUGAAGCUUCGCCCAGGUGGGCACAGGCCAGCCAGCCUCUCCUCUGGUUGCCCAGCCGGCUGCAGGCUGUCAUAUAACCUUCCACCCGGCAUGCUUUUGAGUGUGUGGAAGUGCUGUAUGCCCUCUUCUUUUAAAAACUGUUGAGCAAAUGCCUCCGCAUUUUAUGCCCCUUCAACCUCCACCUCCAAGGGCCCCCAAGACCAAACAUGCUGUGCACACACAGCAGCUCUUUGUGUCCCGCUCCUGGCCGAUCUCCUGCAUCAUCUCGUUGA
Molecule: messenger RNA, 914 nt
Organism: Cercocebus atys (sooty mangabey)
Lineage: Eukaryota; Metazoa; Chordata; Mammalia; Primates; Cercopithecidae
Product: chromosome unknown open reading frame, human C17orf51
Source: RefSeq, a predicted model, not a curated record